Messenger RNA from Aspergillus pseudonomiae, 1449 nucleotides. Its product is annotated as Zn(II)2Cys6 transcription factor. The coding region runs from base 1 to 1449 and encodes 482 amino acids. The transcript has 3 exons. Gene Ontology annotation, molecular function: zinc ion binding; DNA-binding transcription factor activity, RNA polymerase II-specific. Gene Ontology annotation, biological process: regulation of DNA-templated transcription. The record is from RefSeq and is a predicted model, not a curated record. NCBI's taxonomy places the organism in Eukaryota, Fungi, Ascomycota, Eurotiomycetes, Eurotiales, Aspergillaceae.
AUGAACAACUCGAGAAAAGCACCCCGAGUCUGCGGCAGCAAAGUAAAGACGGGCUGCAUAACUUGCAAAAAACGACGCAUAAAAUGCGACGAAGGACGGCCAAUCUGCCAGAGAUGCACCUCAGCAGGUCGUCCAUGUAGCUACACGGCCAUCCCAAAAUCGAAAUCAUCACCCGCGCUACGGGUGGUGGUCUACCGCGCACCGGAAUCUAGAUCGUCAUUCCUGACAUCCGACGAGGAAAGACAAUCAUUCGAUUUCUUCCUCCAUCAGACGAGGUACCGCUUUCCAGCCGACUUCUCCGAUCCGGUAUUACAAGCUGCACAUAGCGAGGAAGCCCUUACACAUGCUGUUAUCUCGUUCGGGGCCCUGCAACAGGUCUAUGAGUACAGUGAUGAUCCGUUCUUUAUAAGUCCACUGGCUCAGUUCGCUAUGCGGGACUAUGGCCGGGCACUACGGUAUGUGCGGACUCGGCUGGGAGAUGGCGGGAGGGAUCUGGCGCUGGUUUGCUGUGUGUUGUUUGCUUGCUUUGAGUGUAUGAGGGGCUGUCCGCGGGCGGCGGUUGUUCAUAUUAAAUCUGGUCUAGAUAUACUGCUGCGGUGUGUAGAGGGGCUGGAGUGGAAUGUUGUGUCGCGAGAAACGAUGCUAUCCCUGUUUAUGAGGCUGGAUAAUCAGCUGGUUGGGCUAUUGGGUACGUCGUUGCCUCAGACGUUGAAGCGGGAUGGUGAGCGAGGUCCGUCUAUCUUGUCGAGGAUUGAUAUCGAAUGUAAUGGUGGCGAUGUGGAGCGUUCCUUGGAUGCUGUGCUCAAUUCUAUUUUCCAUGAUCGGCUGAAUAUGGCGAUAAGUAUCGAGAAUCCUUCGACCGUUGUGCUUCCACUUGAUCAGGGACGGACGUUGAGGUAUUUGAAGGAGUGGCAUGGUAGGCUUAUGAAACCUACGCCCUCGCCAGGACGAUCUAGUCAACCUGAAACAUCAUAUUCACACGGUGAGGAUCUGGACCUUAUGCAAAUUUGGUAUAUCAUUGGGCAGAUGUACGUUGCUGUCAAGGCAAAUAGUCCAGAGUCUGUUUGGGAUCAGUUUCGGACGGAGUUCAACACGAUUGUUUCACUUGCGGAGAGUUAUUUAUCACGCAUGAGGCAAUUGUCACAAAAGAGAGCAUUUUCUUUCGACCUCGGUAUUGUCUCGCCGUUGUACAUUGUGGGAGUGCGAUGUCGGGAUAUACAAAUUCGUCGUCGGGCGAUCUGUCUACUAGAAACCUGCAAGCGACGGGAGAUACUGUGGGAUUCCACGAUUACUGCAAUGACUGCUAGGCAGGUCAUGGAGUUUGAGGAGUCUUCAGCCAUUGGGCCGCAGAAGUUGAGACAGAGAGUGAAAACAGUGACUGCCGUUUUGGAUGACGAUAAUGGGGUCAGUGUGAAGUUUGCAUCAUCAUUCAGAAUAUCUCUAGCGUAA